Molecule: messenger RNA, 2503 nt
Organism: Brassica oleracea var. oleracea
Lineage: Eukaryota; Viridiplantae; Streptophyta; Magnoliopsida; Brassicales; Brassicaceae
Exons: 3
Coding region: 245-2284 (679 amino acids)
Source: RefSeq, a predicted model, not a curated record
UGUUAUCUUAUACCGUUGACCAAAUACGCAUGGGUUUUGCAAAUAUACGUAUACACAGCUCAUCUCCUCCUCUCUUCUCUCUCGUUUCAGUCACAAGACGACUCACCCAACAAAGCAACUUCGCUUCACGAGCUCAAAGCUUCUCCCUCUCUCUCUCCGUCACGCAUUUUCAUCUGUGAUUCUCGAGCUUUCUCGUUUUCCCCUUUUCAAAGAGACUUUGGUCGGUGAUGGUGAUUAAGAGCAGAUGAAAGUCACCGGAAAGCCGUAUCCGACGGCGACAUUACAGGCCUUGGAGUCAGAGACGAAGCUGUUCACUAACCCUCCAGAUCUCAGGGCUAUACAGAGAGCUACCACAGUCACUAAACGCAGAGCAAGGAACCCGAGCUUGACACGUCAGCGAAGAUCCGCCGCUCCCGGCGGGAGAAGAAGCCGGCCGGAGACUCCUCUUCUGAAAUGGAAAGUCGAGGAUCGGAACAGAGAGAGAGGCGGCGUUGUUGAAGAAGACGAUGAUUACGAGGAUGAGAGAGAGACCACUUCACGGCGCAAGGAUCGGAGGAAAACAACUCGGCCGGUUUCGGUUAGGAAACUCGCCGCCGGGCUAUGGCGGUUGCAGGUUCCCGACGCGGUGGUUAGCGGCGGAGAGAGAAAGGUGAAAGAGGGAUUAGGGUUUCAGGGAGGUGUUCCAUAUCUUUAUCACCACAGUGACAAACCUUCUGGUGGCUCAAAGAACAGGAUAAGGCAGAACCCUAGCACCAUCGCGACUACAAAGAAUGGAUUCUUGUGUACGCUCGAGCCUUCAAUGCCAUUUCCACACUCGGCUAUGGAAGGGGCGACGAAAUGGGAUCCUGUCUGCAUGGACACAACGGACGAAGUACACCAAAUCUACAGCAACAUGAAGCGCAUUGACCAACAAGUGAACGCCGUAUCAUUAGUCACUUCCCUCGAAGCAGAGCUGGAGGAAGCACACGCCCGCAUCGACGAACUCGAGAGCGAGAAGCGUUCCCACAAGAAGAAGCUCGAGCAGUUCCUGAGGAAAGUCAGCGAGGAGAGAGCCGCGUGGAGGAGCAGAGAGCACGAGAAGGUCCGAGCGAUCAUCGACGACAUGAAAUCCGACAUGAACAGAGAAAAAAAGACACGUCAGAGAUUAGAGAUCGUGAAUCAUAAACUAGUCAACGAGCUCGCAGACUCCAAGGUAGCUGCAAAGCGUUACAUGCAGGACUUCGAAAAGGAAAGAAAAACUAGAGAAUUGAUCGAGGAGGUCUGCGAUGAGCUCGCUAAGGAGAUAGGAGAAGACAAAGCUGAGAUCGAAGCCUUGAAGAGAGAGUCAAUGUCCCUGAGAGAAGAAGUAGACGACGAGAGAAGGAUGCUGCAGAUGGCUGAGGUCUGGCGCGAGGAGCGUGUUCAGAUGAAGCUUAUUGAUGCUAAAGUAGCGUUAGAGGAAAAGUACUCGCAGAUGAACAAGCUUGUAGCGGGUUUGGAGUCUUUCCUUAAGACAAGAGACGUUGUUAUUACAGAUGUGAAGGAGGUGAGAGAGGCGGAGGUGUUGAGAGAGAGCGCUGCUUCUGUUGACAUCCAAGAGAUCAAGGAGUUUGCAUACGAGCCUGCGAAUCCUGACGAUAUCUUCGCUAUGCUGGAAGAGAUGAAUCUCGGUGAAGGUCAUGAUGACAAAGAGAUGGAGAAGAAGCCUGUUGCUUACACUCACCAGAAUGAAGAAGAUGAUAGCGGUUGGGAGACGGUGAGCCACGUGGAAGAGCAAGGGUCUAGCUACUCACCAGAUGGAAGCAUACCUUCAGUGAACAAUCACAAUCACCGAGAGAGCAAUGCCUCAAGUUGUGGUGGUGGGACAGAUUUUUUAGGGAAAGGAUGGGAGGAGACUCCAACUACAGAGAUAAGCGAAGUGUGUUCUGUUCCAAGACGGUCAUCAUCCAAAAAGGUUUCAUCAAUAGCUAAACUCUGGAGAUCAUCAGGUGCAAGCAACAACGGAGAUAAUAACAGCUUCAAGGUGAUAUCAAUGGAAGGAAGGAAGUCAAGCGUUGGAAUGGUUUCAUCACCGGAGAGAGGCUCAAGCAAAGGAGGGUUUAGCCCAAUGAUGGAUUUGGUUGGACAGUGGAGCUCUUCACCGGAAUCUGCAAGCCAUCCUCAUGUGAACCGAGGAGGGAUGAAAGGUUGCAUAGAGUGGCCUAGAGGUGCAGCACAGAAGCAUAGUUUGAAGGCAAAACUCAUUGAAGCUCGGAUCGAAAGCCAGAAGGUUCAGUUGAAGCAUGUCCUUAAGCAGAAGAUUUAGAUGACACAACCAGUAAGAGUGGUUUAUCUGAUGAUCUCUCACCGGGGCUGUGAUUCUGUAUGAAGUAAUAAAAUGCUCCGGUGAAGCAGUCAGGAGAAGCCAGCAAGACCGGAGUUUUAGAUUUAUGCAUGUCGUUUUGGUCAUUAGCAAUUAAGCAAAACUGUUGUACUAUAAUAUUUGUUAUCUCGUCAUUAUGGAAGAUAAAACCUUUUAGCAGAG